Messenger RNA from Dermacentor albipictus, 2520 nucleotides. Its product is annotated as whirlin-like. Lineage: Eukaryota; Metazoa; Arthropoda; Arachnida; Ixodida; Ixodidae. The record is from RefSeq and is a predicted model, not a curated record. Gene Ontology annotation, molecular function: protein binding. Gene Ontology annotation, cellular component: cilium; stereocilia ankle link complex; stereocilium tip. Gene Ontology annotation, biological process: rhabdomere development.
AUGGUGGCCCACCACAGUUACGGCACUGUGCGCGGUGACGUGGAUCGACUAGAGUGUGGCCUGGCUGAUCCCAUGCCCUCCCACGUUAGCCGUGGCAGCAGCCGGCGCCUCAGCCCUCGGCGCCAGACCAGCGAGGAAAUCGAAGAGGCACUGGACGCCAAGUGCGCCGAACUACUCUCGCCGAGCGCGCGCAUCUCGUUGGCCUACUACCGGAACGAGUACGAGACGCGUGCCAUGACGGUGGAUGCCUUGGUUGCGGUGCUGCUGGAGCUUCUGGACACGCCGCACAAGUACGCGCUGCUGGGUCACCUGAGAAACUCCAUACGACCGGAGGACCUCGACAAGUUUGACGAGCUGUUGUACCGGCGAGAGGUCCAGGCGGCGCGGUCCAAAGAAACGCAGCAGCAGGUGCAGCUCCAGCUCCAGCUCCAGCAGCAGCAGCAGCAACAACAACAACAACAACAACAGCAGCAGCAGCAGCAACAACAACAACAACAACAGCAGCAGCAGCUCCAGCACCAGCAACAACAACAGCAGCAGCAGUCGGUUGUCGGGGAAGGUGCCUGCGGGGGCGCUGAGCUACCCAGCGAGGACAGCGGAGUCGACCUCACCAGUGGGGGUGGUGGAGGCGGCGGCACUCUUCAGCAGGGCGGAGGCAGCCGCCGACGCAGACCUCCAUUCCGGCGGCACAGUAGUGGCGGUGAGUCCGGCGACAAACAGCUGGCCGUCGAGGACCGCCGCUGGAGCAGCGUCAGCGAGCCACCCAUGGACCCGGACGUGGCGCUCGCCCAGCGGAUCGUGCGUGACCUGGAGCUGAUACCGGCCGAAGAGCCCGUGCGGCUGCCACGCGUGCGCCGCUGUCGCCCGUCGGCCGCCGCCAAGCGCACCACGUUUGCACCGCUACCCGCUUCCACUGGCGGCAGCUCUGCCGACACCGCCGCGGAUGCUCGGCACGACACCAAGGACAAGGGCCACCGGGUGGAGGAACUGAUGGAUGGGCGGAUACGUGUGACGGUACGACGAACCAAACCCGUGCUCGGCAUCGCCAUCGAGGGCGGCAACAACACAUCGCAGCAGCUGCCACGCAUCAUAUCCAUACACGAUUCUGGGGCAGCGAGUGAAGCUGGCGGCCUGCAGACGGGCCACGUGAUACUUGAAGUUCAGGGCGUGUCCACACGCAGGAUGAGCCACGGUCACGUGGCCAAGAUGAUCGCCGAUGCCUACUACGGGAGCCCCGAUGGAGUGUCCCUACUCGUUGGCCAGGGUCCGGCCAGACCUCGCCGGCAGUCCGUCAUGAUCGUCGAUGACUAGGACUUCAACCAAUGCACGGCGUUCGGGCCUCAGUUGGGCCCGCUUCGCGUGCGCCCACUAGCUCAGCCUUGGACUGUCAAUCUCAUGUUCCUGAACACCGACUAGAAAAUAUUAUACGGCGUUGUUGUGCGGCAAGUUGCUGCUAGGCAGCUGCAGAGCGAUACGCAAGGAAUGUGCAAGGACCACGACAAGUUCGCGUUGAUCUAUGUUCGAUGCGUCAGUACGAGUGUCCAGUUUCGCUGUCAACGAGGUCCUUGGACAUGGUCACGGAGGAUUAGACGCCGCAUUUAGCCUGAAGUCCCUGCAGCAGCCGCAUCCUUGGCUACCCUUCCCGAAUAUCGAUUAACGCAGCGCACAGCGGAAGCGGUUGCCUCGCCUAGAGGCUCAAUGGCGAACGUUGCUGGCGACCACCAGCGCAGUCUCCCCCCGUCACUGCAGUGUCCUGUUUUCGUAACCAAGGCGACACAACUGGCGACACUUUUAUGAACAUUUUAUUACAAACUAUAAGCUGCAUCUGAUAUCACGGCACAGUGGAAUGCAAAAUAACUGCUUCGGGUUAUGCCUGCCUGCACCAAGUGCACUACUUGGGAUGCUAACGCGAAGGCUUGGAAGCUUCUACCGUGCCGCUGCGAGUAGCGGCCGCUCGAGCAAUGAUGCUGCCUUAUUUGUUAUCUGUACGCAGUGCAAGUCUGUAUAUCUUGCUUAUAGAUAUCGUUUCGAGGGCCCUGACUUGCGGCCAUUCUGCACAACACGUGUACAUUUAAAGAGUGUAUGCAGCGCCACUGUUUGCUUUUUCCUCCACCAAGUAUAGAGGAAACCAUCAGUAAUGAAUUUCUCUCUGAGACAUUAUGUUGCUAACAGGUUCUUCGUGUUCUGUAGCUGUAUUAUCAUUUCGCAUUAUCCUAGGGAGAAAAAAAAAAGCGCAGCAUGGUAUGAUCAGGAUUGAAUAUGGUAGACACGGUUUAUCUGGCGCACUUAGAAUUUCAUAUGGUGCACGGGUCUCACACGAAGUUAUCAUGACGCCGUGGCCACAUGUUAUAUGUGAAGUAUAUUGCGGUAAUGAUCAAAUUUCUGCGGAUUAUCAGAAAGCUUCGUAAGCGCAGUUUUCCAUAGCGGAUGACUUAUUAACUUUGUUCUUGAUUUACACAAGGUUAUAUAAAAAAAUUUGGCGGGAUUUCUAGCUCCUGCUGCCUCUUUGAAACUAGUGGU